AUAACACUGUUGCCUUCCUCAACCUUCUACUCUACUGCCCCCUCCUCUCUCUCACAUAAACUCCUUAAUCUCUCUAUCUCUCCUUCCCACUCUCUCCUUUUCUUUGAUUGGCUUAGGUGUGGUAGGAAAGAAAAUUUUGGAUUUGAUAGUGCACGGAUAGAAAGAUCAUGUCAGACUCUUCAUCAGCUGCUUCUUAUAUCCAUAUGGUCCAACACAUGAUAGAAGAAUGCAUGUUAUUCAAGAUGAGCAAGGAAGAAUGUAUGGAAGCCCUUUCUAAACAUGCAAAUAUCUUGCCCAUCGUUACUUCCACAGUGUGGAAGGAGCUGGAGAAGGAAAACAAGGAGUUCUUUGAGGAUUAUUACACCAAAAGAGCUGAGGAAAAGCAGCGGAAUGUUAGUAGUGAGUUGGAUAUGCUGAGGAAAAGAAUGGAGAAGAUGGUGUUGGAUUUCAACACCAAAUAAUCAUAUCCGCUAUGGAUUUUAUUUUAGACAAAGAUGGCCAUGGCUGCCUUUUUUUCCUUUUUUUUUUCUUUUUUAUUGUAUUGAAAUAAAAUUAGGAGGGGUGGAAAUAAUGUGGGUAGUGUUGAAUGGAGAUGGGAGUUCUGUAAUAGUACCAGGUAUUGAGAAGUGUGAUGGCAAACAAUGGGUUGCUCUCAACACGUGUUGGACACGUGGGGGUCUGCGACUGUGCCGUCUUUAUUAGUGUCCUCGUCUAGUUUGUGUUCGUUGGUCCACCAAAAUGCAUUUUAUAGUUGCCUUUCA
Molecule: messenger RNA, 761 nt
Organism: Daucus carota subsp. sativus
Lineage: Eukaryota; Viridiplantae; Streptophyta; Magnoliopsida; Apiales; Apiaceae
Exons: 3
Coding region: 168-461 (97 amino acids)
Source: RefSeq, a predicted model, not a curated record